AUCAUAAAAUCUAGUUAAAAGUCGACCAUGAAUAUUUGUUAUCAAAGGCUGUUGGUGUCAAAGUUCAAUUUUUUGAAACAACCUUCUUUUCGAGGUUAUUGUGAAGUUCAGUCCAAAUUUAAUGUAAGGAAUUUGUCUACGACUACUGCAAAAACAAUGAAUUUUGUUCAAUUUCAAAAAAAUGACAACUGCCAAGUACGAACUGGGUUAAAAAAGAAUGAUGGAACAAUUGUUGAGUUACUUUUGAGAGGCAAACCAGCUUCCAUGCUCAGUUUAUUGGGCUCAGGAGAAUUGGAGAAUUUAGACUAUUUAAAUUGUAGACUGAAAGAACCAGGAGUUUGCGAAAAGGAUGUGACACUUCUUCCUCCAAUUACAAAGCCAGAUAAAGUGAUUUGUAUUGGCUUAAAUUACAAAAGCCAUUGUGAUGAGCAAGGAAUUGAACCCCCAGACAAUCCAAUGUUCUUCAGUAAAUUCUCAAGCACAAUUGUUGGUUAUGAAGAUAAUAUUGAAUAUCCUCCAAUAACCAAGGAAUUGGAUUGGGAAGUUGAAUUGUGUGUGGUGAUUGGAAAAACUGCAAAAUGUAUCAGGAAAGAAGAAGCUUUUGACCAUGUAUUUGGUUACUGUGUCUCACAGGAUAUCAGUGCACGAGAUUGGCAAAAAAGAUUUAAUGGCAGACAAUUUUUAUUAGGAAAAUCUAUGGAUACAUUCUGCCCACUUGGACCAUCAAUAAUACAUAAAAGUGCAGUGAAGGAUCCCAAUAAUUUGAAACUAAAAUGUUGGGUGAACGGAGAAUUGAAGCAAGAUGGCAAUACAAAAGAUCUUAUCUUUAAGAUCGAUGAGUGCAUUUCUAGACUAUCACAAUGUUUCACAUUAUUCCCUGGUGAUAUUAUUCUGACUGGAACACCAGGAGGUGUUGGUAUGGCUCGCACACCACCGCAAUGGUUAAAACCAGGAGAUGUGAUUGAAUCAGAAAUCGAAGGACUUGGAAAAAUGACCAAUCACAUUGUUUGCCCAUGAAACAAAAACAU
Molecule: messenger RNA, 1028 nt
Organism: Ctenocephalides felis (cat flea)
Lineage: Eukaryota; Metazoa; Arthropoda; Insecta; Siphonaptera; Pulicidae
Product: fumarylacetoacetate hydrolase domain-containing protein 2-like
Exons: 4
Coding region: 28-1017 (329 amino acids)
Molecular function (GO): hydro-lyase activity
Source: RefSeq, a predicted model, not a curated record